Molecule: messenger RNA, 1377 nt
Organism: Zygotorulaspora mrakii
Lineage: Eukaryota; Fungi; Ascomycota; Saccharomycetes; Saccharomycetales; Saccharomycetaceae
Gene: DFG5
Product: putative mannan endo-1,6-alpha-mannosidase
Exons: 1
Coding region: 1-1377 (458 amino acids)
Biological process (GO): budding cell bud growth; carbohydrate catabolic process; fungal-type cell wall biogenesis
Molecular function (GO): mannan endo-1,6-alpha-mannosidase activity
Source: RefSeq, a predicted model, not a curated record
AUGGAGACUCGUAUGAUAACCUUGAAACAAAUAGUUCUGACCUUGCUACUCUGCAUAACCCAAGUCAUUGGUAUACAAUUAGAUACCAGCUCGAAAGAUUCAAUUUGUGAUGCUACGAGUCUGAUUCAGGACGGUAUGCUUGAUUACUACGAUGGUACAAGAAAUGGUGGUAUAGUAGGAAUGUUUCAAUCUCCAUAUUAUUGGUGGCAAGCUGGUGAAGCCUUCGGUGGUAUGAUAGAUAAUUGGUACUUUUGCAACAAUAAUACUUACGAAAAUCUAAUUUACGACGCUUUGAUUGCCCAAACCGGUGAUCAUUACGACUAUAUGCCAGGAAACCAAACCAUGGUCGAAGGUAAUGAUGAUCAAGGAGUUUGGGCGCUUACCGUAAUGGGUGCAGUGGAACGUAAUUUUACCAACCCAACAGGUGGCAGGCCUGGUUGGUUGGCAAUGGUCCAGGCAGUUUUCAAUCAGAUGUACUCUAGAUGGGAUACAGGCGCUUGUGGUGGUGGUUUAAGAUGGCAAAUCUUCACCUGGAAUAGUGGCUAUAAUUAUAAGAAUACCAUCUCCAACGCGUGUUUAUUUCAAAUUGCUGCAAGAUUAGGUAGAUAUACAGGUAAUACCACUUAUUUGGAUAUUGCAGAGAAAGUUUUUAACUGGCUUGUUGAAGUUGAAUAUGUUGUGUUAAAAGACCAAGGUAAUGUUUUCGAUGGCGCUGAAACGGAUGACAAUUGCAGCAAUAUCAUUAGAUUUGAGUGGUCCUACAAUCAUGGUGUAGUUCUGGGAGGAUUGGCAUAUAUGUAUAAUGCGACGAAUGGCUCAUCAACAUGGGAGACACGCGUACAACAAAUCCUGGGAGGUGCUCAGGAAUAUUUCUUCAAUGACAGUAUCAUGUACGAAAGUACGUGCCAAAGAGGAUCCACCAUUACGUGUAAUAACGAUCAAAGGUCUUUCAAAAGUAUCUUUUCGCGUAUGUUAGGUUUAACAAGUGUUUUAGUUCCAUCUACCUCAUCAAGUAUUGAUAAUUUAUUGAGAGCAAGCGCUGAAGGUGCUGCUGGGUCUUGUACAGGUGGUUACGAUGGCCAUACAUGCGGAUUGAGUUGGCUGACCAGUAGUAAUGAUGGUAUUUACGGUUUGGGUGAACAAAUGUCUGCACUGGAAGUCAUGCAAAAUUUGCUAAUUCAUGACAAACCUCCUCCAUUCAAAACUGACAACGGUGGUUCUUCAUCUGGUGAUGCAAGCGCUGGUUUAAACACUACAACCACGAAUGUUUUAAGGAAUGAACUGGAUAUCACGACUUCAGAUCGUGCGGGUGCAGCUGUUGUUACUGCUGUAAUAUUACUAGUACUCAUUGGGGGAUCCAUUUGGAUGCUGUUUUAG